Molecule: messenger RNA, 1821 nt
Organism: Funneliformis geosporum
Lineage: Eukaryota; Fungi; Glomeromycota; Glomeromycetes; Glomerales; Glomeraceae
Source: the annotation of a GenBank genome assembly
AUGGAUUCUUUUAUUAGCUUUGUUCGUUCAUUUAGUACAUGUUGUUAUAUGAUGAAAAAUAAUGGUAAAAGUUUUAGGGUUAAUCAAAAAUAUAAAGAUGAAGCAACGAAAAUUUACAAUGGAACAAACUUUUGGGAAUUAUCAGAAAUUUAUGAAAAGAGCGAUGAAAUUAAAAAGAAAAUUAAACUACUGAUCAUCGAGACUAAAAAACAACUUGUUGAUGAACAUGUAGACCAUGCUGGACCCCAAAUAGAGGUAGUAGCAAAUAAGCUUGGUAAUAUUAAGUUCAAUGCAGAUGUUGAGGAAAUUAAAUCGUUGGAAAGGCUUGUAGAGAUUAUGAAAGCUUCAGAUAAUGAAAAGAAACGUGUUAAAGCUGUAGGAAGUUUUGAAGCCUUCAAUCAGAUAACUGAAACCGACGGGUUCCUUCUUUAUACUAAUAAUUAUCAUGGAGUGGUUAAAACUGAUUUAGAUUUUUUAAAAAAUGAAUUUAGGUUAGAUAAUUAUUAUUAUGACGUAAAAUGUGGAACUAGAAUUAAUGAAAUUAUAUCAGAAUUAAGAAAGGAUGAAAGGGCUAUAUUUAAUUUACCUGGAUAUGAUGGUCAAUCAAUCGUUGGGUGUAAUGCAACCUCAACACAUGGAAGUGGAAUUACGCUUCAACCUUUAGCAUCAUUCGUAGUUGCGGUUAAUUUUGUUGUACCAGGUGGACAAAUUUAUAGAAUUGAACCUACAAAUGGAAUCACGGAUCCUAUAAUAUUUUCGAAACAAUAUCCAAAUAUUCAAUUAUUUCAACAAGAUGAAAUGUUUAAUGCAAGCGUAGUAAAUUUAGGAGCAUUAGGUGUUGUGUAUCAAGUAACCAUUGAAACAGUUCCAUAUUAUAAAGUAAUUUCAAUGAGAGAAGAAACAUCCUGGGAAGCUGUUAAACCCAUCCUAUCACAACGACCUUAUAGUGAAAAUGAUAUUUUAAAAUAUCAUAACGCAGAAAUAUGGAUUAGUCCUUAUACGCCUUACACUCUUGUUACAAGAAGAAAUAUUGCAACAAAAGAAGAUGAAGAAAAUUAUCCUAAAGAACAUCAUAAAAAAUGGUUGCAAGAAUUUUUAAAUUAUCCAAUCGUUAAUGAUCUUGCUAAAAAAUUGAGUGUUGAUGGAGGACAAGUUUUAUUUAUUUUAUUAAAGUUAUUUCCAAAAAUUGUUCCUUUAUUAAUUGAAACCGCUUUAAAAUCUCAAUAUAAUGAUAUUCCUGUGGUUGAUGAUUAUAAUAAUAUUUACUUAGUUGGAUUUAUUAAUGACUUUAGUGCGAUUGCCGUAGAAUUUUCAUUUUCAAUGAUAGAUGACAAUCAUAUUAAAGCAAUCGAUGCUUUGAAGGAAACACUUCAAGAAAUUAGAACAAAGUUUAAUUAUAACAUUAAUGGUCCUCUUGCUGUACGAUUUGCUGCUGCUUCUUCUCAAUAUUUAUCUAUGGCUCAUAAUACUAAUGGUGAACCAAGGUGUUUUGUUGAAAUGCCAAUUUUAGCAUAUGAUACAAGAAUCGACUAUUAUACACACGUUUAUAAACCAUUAUUUGGAACAGCAUUAAAAUACAAUGCAAGAUGUCAUUGGGGUCAUCAUUUAGAUUCUGAUUUAGAUUAUAAAUAUCUUUAUAAUUCUUUUGAUAAAAAUGCUAUAGAUUUAUUCCUUAAACAAGUUACUAAAUUUGAUUUUCAAGGUUUAAUGACUAAUAAUUUAUUAAAAAAAGUUGGUAUUAUUCCUACUGUUAAUACAACUACAAGAAAUGUUAAUAAUAGUGGUAAAAAUAAUUUGUUUAGCAAAAUUUUAAAUUUCAAG